Molecule: messenger RNA, 987 nt
Organism: Aphanomyces invadans
Lineage: Eukaryota; Oomycota; Saprolegniomycetes; Saprolegniales; Verrucalvaceae
Exons: 10
Coding region: 1-987 (328 amino acids)
Molecular function (GO): calcium ion binding; calcium-dependent protein serine/threonine phosphatase regulator activity
Source: RefSeq, a predicted model, not a curated record
AUGUUCUGGAAGACGGAAAUCCCCGCGCCGGAUGAGCGCAUGCUCAAGACGAUCGAGAAGCUUCAGCUGAACGAGUCGGACCUCCGCACGCUUUACAAACGGUUCAGCAAUUCGUCCCCUCGAUUCCAACGCGGCCUGCUCAUGCGUUCUCUCGACCAUAGCAACAGCGGAUCGAUCAACAGGACCGAGUUCUUUCGCAGCUUCCGAGAGGAACGAACGGCGGUGGGCGACGCCGUCUUUGCGCUUAUCGACAUCGACAAUAGCGGACAGCUCGACUUUAGCGAAUACGUCGAAGCGCUUGGGGCGUUCUGCCUCCUCAACACGGACGAAGUUUUGAAGUUCUGCUUCUUCGUGUUUGACCAAGACAAGAACGGGACGAUUGAAGGGAUGGAGCUGGACGCACUUCUCGAGAUGCUGCACGCCGACAAUGCGACGAGCAACAUGGCGGCCGCGAUGGACAAGUUCGACUUCAACGGCGACGGCAAGGUAGACUUCCGCGAGUUUCAGAUCCUGAACCAGCAGUUUCCGACGCUGCUUUACCCGGUCUACCGCCUCCAGCAAAGCAUGAAGGUGCACUCGAUGGGCGAAGCGUGGUGGAACAAGCGGGCGACCCUUCUCAGCCAGCUCAAGGACCUCCGCGAGAACGGCGAUGCGACCGCGCUCGCCGCCGCCAAGGCCAAGGAGCAGCGGCGCAAGACCAGACAGAACAUGGGGUGUUUGCGUUACUACUUGUGUCCGUGUCGGCGGAGCGCGUACGUCGUGGACGACUCGGGCAUCACCGAGGAGGAUCUUGUCGAAGAAGCCAAGAAGCGCGAGAUUGAAGCGCAGCGCAAGCGUCUAGAAGAUGCCAUGGCUGCACGAGCGCGAAAGGACAAGAAGCGCACAGAAGCCGCCGACGGGCGGAAAAUUCUAUCCAAGGAAGAGCGCAAGGAGCGCGCCAAGAAGCGGCGGCAGAGGGACAUGAGGGACCUCCCGACGCGCAAAUGA